CUCCGAGGAGCAGCCAUGUCUGUCCUAUACCCAUCACUAGAGGACCUAAAGGUGGACCAAGCCAUCCAGGCCCAGGCCCGAACCGCGCCCAGGAUGCCCACCCUGCCAGUCCAGACGGCAGCUGUCUCCCCGCAGGCAGUUUUGUACCCAAAUCUGGCAGAAUUGGAAAGUUAUAUGGGUCUUUCCCUCUCCAGCCAAGAAGUCCAGCAGAACCUGCCUCAGAUUUCAGAAGGUAACAGUACCGCGGGUUCGGGCCCCUGGCCAGGCCAGGUGGUGGCACCAGUGUCUGGGAACAACCUGGGCGUGCGGCGUGCUGAGAUCAAGCCCGGGGUGCGCGAGAUCCACCUGUGCAAGGAUGAGCGCGGCAAGACUGGACUGCGGCUGCGGGCCAUCGACCAGGGGCUCUUUGUGCAGUUGGUCCAGGCCAACACCCCCGCGUCCCUCGUGGGCCUGCGCUUUGGGGACCAGAUCUUGCAGAUUGAUGGGCGUGACUGUGCCGGAUGGAGCACAGACAAAGCCCAUCGGGCUGUGAAGAAGGCGUCACCUGAGAAGAUCGUCAUGAUUGUUCGGGACAGGCCAUUCCAGCGGAUUGUCACUAUGCACAAGGACAGCACGGGCCAUGUCGGCUUUAUCAUCAAGAAAGGGAAGGUUGUCUCUGUGGUCAAAGGCAGCUCUGCGGCCCGCAACGGGCUCCUCACCAACCACUGCCUGUGUGAGGUGAAUGGGCAGAACGUCAUCGGGCUGAAGGAUAAAGAGAUCAUGGAAAUUUUGGCCACAGCUGGGAACGUCAUCACCCUGACUAUCAUCCCUAUUGUCAUCUACGAGCACAUGGUCAAGAAGUUGUCCCCGACCCUGCUCCACCAUACCAUGGACCACUCCAUCCCAGAUGUCUGA
This is a messenger RNA of Otolemur garnettii (small-eared galago), 894 nucleotides long. It is a transcript of the gene SDCBP2, whose product is annotated as syndecan binding protein 2. The record is from RefSeq and is a predicted model, not a curated record. The coding region runs from base 16 to 894 and encodes 292 amino acids. NCBI's taxonomy places the organism in Eukaryota, Metazoa, Chordata, Mammalia, Primates, Galagidae. Gene Ontology annotation, cellular component: cytoplasm; plasma membrane. Gene Ontology annotation, molecular function: protein binding. The transcript is spliced from 8 exons.